UAUCUGAUUGGUCCGUUUGGUACGCAUCUGUCUAGAAAUAAAACUGUGUCAGUUACAAUGUGUGCAAAAUGUGGGUGACCUGUGAUAUUUGUAUUCUUAUCGGAUUAUCUUCACUGAUUGAAUUGUGCUAAUUUCGGAAUUAUGUUUUCAAGAAUUCUGAAGGGAUUAGUGCCAAUUUUGCUAUUUUCUUGACUUUGCCAUAAAUCAACCCUACCAAUUUCAAUAAAGAUAAUAUUUUGUUAUUUUGGAAUAAGGAGUUGGUGACAUUGCGUAAAACCCUGCUUAAUCAUGUCAGAUGAAUGGGACGGGUUUGAUCCUUUCAGAGAGUUCGAGGUUGAACAAAGGCCAUGUUUGAUUUUCUACCUCACGAUUGUGAAGGGUCACAACAUUACAAAAGGAUACUGGAAAGACACACUUGAUACUCCGGAUCCUUAUGUAAAAAUGACUAUCAAGACUGCGCCUAAUGGUACACAGCGAACCAAACAUUUUAACAAUAACGUCAAUCCGGAUUGGAAUGAGACGUUCAAAUUCUUUCUCGACCCACUUGUCGAUAACGAAAUGGAAAUAACUUUAGUAGAUGCUGACUACAUAUCAGACGACACUAUCUCGACAAAAAAGAUAAAGAUACCCAGUGCACCAAUGGAAAAGGUUCAGCAAACAGUACAAUUCAGUGAGAAGUCCGCAGUUGACAUAGAAAUGUCGGCAGAGCUUGACAACACGACAGAGCUGGGAUACAGUCUUGAUCUUUGUAAAGAAGAAAGACUUUUUAUAGAGAAAAGACGAAACUGUGUGUUUCAGGCAAUGAAGGAAAUUCUCGGAGAUGAUGCUCCCCGCACUAUCAAUGAGGUUCCGAUAAUAGGGGUAUUAGGUUCUGGUGGAGGAUUCCGUGCUUUGACGGCAUUUAGUGGAGUGAUGGGUGCCCUAGUGGACUCUAGGAUCUCAGACAUGGUCAUGUUUAAUGCAGGACUUUCAGGCUCUGCUUGGUACUUAUCUACUUUGUACUCACACCCUGAUUGGCCUGAGAAAUCUCCACGUGAACUUCGUAAUGAGUUACGGGACAGUAUCGACUCCAGUCCAUUCUGGACACUAAGUCCUGCUAGCUUGUGGCGGUACUGGGACAGAGUAAAGGCAAAGCGUGAUCAGGGACAGCCAGUCAGUUUCACAGAUUUCUACGGUCAUCUUGUCGGUGAAACUCUUCUACAAGGGAGGCUGGACGCAAAGCUAACAAACCAGCAAGAGAAGCUAAAAGAAGGAAAGAUUCCAUUGCCAAUGUACACCGGAGUGCACGUGAAGAAGGAAGUCUCAGCCAAGGUUUUUCACGAAUGGAUGGAGUUUACUCCGUAUGAAAUUGGAGUAAUGAAAUACGGAACAUAUAUGCCAACAGGGAUGUUUGGAAGCAAAUUUUUCCUAGGUCAUCUUGUCAAAGAGUGUGAUGAGCCGCCGCUGCAUUUUUUGCAAGGUAUUUGGGGAAGUGCGUACUGUGUACUGCUGAAAAGAUUUUUUGGUAAAAAGAACAACGAAAAAGAGAAUUCACAACAGGAAAGAGACGAAUUAGAUAAAGAGUUAAACGACGAUUUGCCAGUACAGGGCAGUGGUUGUCCUGAUACCAGUGACAGUGAAGACGGUGAAAGUACUGCAGAUGCUAAUGAUGAACAUGAGAAAAGGAAAAAGGACACUGAGGAAAACAAGCGUGUUUCAAUAUUUAGCUCACUUGUUGGAUCCGUGUUUGACUGCAAACCGUUCUGGAAUAGUAUUGACAGAAGGGCGGCAGUCGUGUUUAAUUUCAUGCGCGGUUUAUCGCUUCAAAGAUACAACCAAAACGAAGCCCAAGCAAUGACCGUUGGAGCAAGGUCCGUGAUUACUCUAGCAAAGAUUAGGUUUCCGAGUGAAAGCUCUGAAAACCAGUUUGAUGAAAUAUUUGAUAUGUUUCCUACGUCAUCGAAGAAGUUGUAUGUUGUGGAUGCCGGCUUGGCCUUCAAUUCUCCCUACCCACUACUGCUACGACCUCAGCGAGGAGUGGACCUCAUUCUGUCAUUCGAAUAUAGUUCACGCGAUCACGACAAAACAUCUCUUUUUUCGGAGCUGUUGUUAGCCGAGGAGUGGGCAAAGCUUAAUAAAGUCCCAUUCCCUGUUAUCGACCCUACCAUUGUUGACCGUGAGGGACUCAAGGAAUGCUAUGUGUUCGAAAAUCCCAACGAUCCGAAAUGCCCGAUCGUCAUGCAUUUCGUUAUCCUAAAUAUCACUUUCCGAGAGUUUAAAGCACCAGGCGUGCGAAGGAGCACUCAAGAAGAAAAGGAUUACGCUAACUUUGAUAUCUUCGACGAUCCAAAAGACACAUAUUCUACAUCCAAUUUCAAAUACACAAACCAAGCGUUUGACCGUCUUGCUGACCUUAUGGAAUUCAACACAUUACUAUGUAAAGAGUUGAUCAUUGAAAACAUAAAAAUGUGUGUUAAGAAUCGAGCAAUUUAGUGCAGAGGAAAAGAAGUGAAAAUGGCACUUAUCAUUGAAAUAAUAUACUGAGCAAACCAGCUACCCCACAAUUUAUUUUUUAUCUUUUUUUUGUUUUGUUUUUUUUUUUUAAAUUUUGUUAUCUAAGUAAAAUCAAACUAUGCCAUCAUACAAAUUUACUACUCAUUUUACUACUUCAAAUGUCUAGAAUUCACAAAAUAGCGAAAAUCGUUAUGAAGAUGGAAAAUGACAACAGAAAUAAAAUAAUGUCCUUGUCGUGUUCUAACGGAAAGGAGCUUUUAAUAUUAAAGUAAUGUUUAACAAUUUUCUGCUAAAAAUUAAAACUUGUCACCAUAUUAUUCCUACUGGUCUGAAGGUAAAACCUAUAAAAAUAAUUUGAAACCCUUAACCGACUUUCCUGCAAAUAAUGAGAUUAUUUGACUGUCAUGCUCACCUAAAUACUUAAAGAAAGACGACAGUAUAUUGAUGGAACUUACACUUAUAUAAUUCAGUUAGGAUUGUGUAGAAGUAUACUCCGGAAUUAGUAACACACAAUAUUGGACAGAUAGGAAAUACGUGUAAAUGUGUGCUACUGAAAUAGCUCAAAAGGAAAUGUUGUUUAUUUGAUAUCUUCAGAUAUUUGCAAAGGUUCUGAAUAGUCAUUACAGAACGGUUAAGAGUAAAAGCAUAACGUGUUAUAAAAACGCUAUUUUAUCUGGAAGGAAUAGAUGGAACAGCUUUUAUGACACUACAUCGAAUUAAUUAAACAGCGGCAAAUCAUCAUAGGAAGCGUAAAAUUUAUACAAAUGCAAUUCGAAGGAUUUGAUUUGAAUCAAAGUUACUGAGUGCUAAUUUUAUACUAAGUUUUUGUUUGAGUUUUAAGUUUAUAGACGUUAAUUUUCUUCUUCUAUAGACUUGCUUCUUUAAUUUCAUAGACGUGUUUUUAUCUUGUGGCGGUGUCCGUUCAGGCAGUGUUCUUUAUAUUUGUCUGUUUGUUUGUCACUUCUGUCUUUUUGUUAUUGAAUUCAUUGUAGUUUAUGUAUACAGUAAGUGUGCAGAUAUACACGCUCACGUGUACCCGUUUCCAUGUGCACAAUCGGUGUGCACAUAUACACGCUCACGUGUACCCGUUUCCAUGUGCUCAAUCAGUGUGCAUAUAUACACGCUCUCGUGUACCCGUUUCCAUGUGCUCAGUCCGAGUGCACGGAUACACGCUCACGAGUACCCGUUUCCAUGUGCUCAGUCGGUGUGCACAUACACACGCUCACGUGAAUCCGUUUUCAUGUUCUCAGUCGGAGUGCACAUAAACACGCUCAAGUGAAUCCAUUUCCAUGUACUCAGUUGGUUUGCACGUAUACACGCUCACGUGAAACCGUUUCAAUGUGCUCAGUCGGUGUGUACGUAAACACGUUCAUGUGUACUCUUAUUCACGUGUUCACUCGAUAUACACGUACUCACUUUACGUGUACCCGUUUCCAUGUGCUCAGUCCUUGUGAAUACAUAUACGAGCACACGCGUACCUGUUUCCAUGUGCUUAGUCUGUGUGCACGAUAGAUGCUCACGUGUACCCGUUUCCAUGUGCUCAGUCGGUGUGCACGUAUACACGCUCACGCGUACCUGUUUCCAUGUGCUCAGUCGGUGUGCACAAUGUGGAGUGCUGUAAAGGUGACUGCAUACCUUGAUUGUGACUUUCUGUUUGACGUUUGCCCUAGUGUUUUCUUUAUUUGAUAGACGUGUUAUUCAUUGAAAUAGAUACUUUACAUUAUAUACAUACGUUUGAUCUAAAAAAAAAUGUUGUUUCACUCAUGUGGUUCUGUGACGUAAAUUUGUAUAUGAAAAUAAUUGGAACCACUGACUUACCUUGGCUUGACCUACAUAACUGACAUUUUGAUUAACUUGUUUUUAAGUUUUCUAUAUAUACUAAUAAAGGUUUAUAAACGUG
Molecule: messenger RNA, 4393 nt
Organism: Mercenaria mercenaria
Lineage: Eukaryota; Metazoa; Mollusca; Bivalvia; Venerida; Veneridae
Product: cytosolic phospholipase A2-like
Exons: 19
Coding region: 289-2472 (727 amino acids)
Biological process (GO): glycerophospholipid catabolic process
Cellular component (GO): cytosol
Molecular function (GO): calcium-dependent phospholipid binding; calcium ion binding
Source: RefSeq, a predicted model, not a curated record